This is a messenger RNA of Synchiropus splendidus (mandarinfish), 14013 nucleotides long. RefSeq names its product ATP-binding cassette, sub-family A (ABC1), member 12 (gene abca12). The transcript has 74 exons. Bases 281 to 13996 code for a protein of 4571 amino acids. The record is from RefSeq and is a predicted model, not a curated record. Gene Ontology annotation, biological process: lipid transport; transmembrane transport. Gene Ontology annotation, cellular component: intracellular membrane-bounded organelle; membrane. Gene Ontology annotation, molecular function: ATP binding; ATP hydrolysis activity; ABC-type transporter activity. Lineage: Eukaryota; Metazoa; Chordata; Actinopteri; Syngnathiformes; Callionymidae.
CAGUGUGACGGACAGGUGUCGACCUGGACACGCCCCCUGUCGCGGGCUCACCUGCACGUUUGAGGCAGACGAGCGCAGCGACAGUAACGACACAGUUCAGAAUCUCGGUUUCCCACUGUGACUUUACCCAUUUUUUACAAUUCAUCUUUGUCCAACGCGAGCGAUUUAUGGACACAGCUUUUUGCUAGUCAACGGCGCCGCCAUGUUCUCUGUAAUCAGCAGACAAUUUGGAACAAAUCUCACCCAUUAAAGCAACGCAUUUUCUCAGCUUCUCCCGCUGAUGGCCUUCAUCCGUCAGCUCAGGCUCCUUCUCUGGAAGAAUGGGCUGGGUGCCCUCCGCAAUCCACUAUGGGCACUGACCCUGAUCGUUUGGCCUGUGCUCAUCUUCGCCAUCCUGGCUGCGACCCGCAUCCGCUUCCCCCCAGUGAUACGAGACACAUGUUAUGUGGGCCCCCGAAACUUGCCCAGCACUGGCUUCUUCCCAUUUCUGCAGACCCUCAUGUGCAACACAGACAGCAUCUGUUACAACAAAUCAGUGGCAUCGUCCUCAAGCUCAGGUCAAUGGAAAACAUCAAGGUCACAUAAAAGUUCAGCAGCAUCGCCUUUGACAAAAAUCUUUGCAUCCAACAUCGAAAUACCGUAUAAGAAACAGUCCUACAAAGAAGUUGUGGCCAUCUUAGACACCAUGAAAAACAUCAUAGGUUCAUCUGAACAAAGGCGUGCUGAUCAAAUCUCUGCCAUGAGAGGAAACAACUCUGCUGUUCUAGGAGAUCAGUAUGAUCGGAAAAUGAUGGUUGAAACGGCCAAUCAAUUGAAAAUGGCCGUCUGCACACCUGCGCUCAACACCAUGAACACAACCUCAACCAACCACCUCACACAAGGGAUGAUCCUGUACUGCAGAACCAAUGCAACCCUUGCAGAGACAGUCAUCGCAGUUGUCAACAAGAUGCUGUCAGAAAAGAUGCUGACGAAGCCAGAAGAGAUCCUAGCACUGGCUGGGGCCACUCUGAGCGUGUUAAGUGAGCUACAAAAUCAUACCUCACUGUGGGAAGGUCUUCUUGGAAUCACAAACCUCACGGAUGAAGCCAACACGCUGCAUACCUUGGAAGCGUUGGCUAUCGGCUUACAAAGUACCCUGCAUGCUCUUGAAAGAAAUGUCCCGGGAAGUCAGGAAACUCUGUCAGCCUUUCACCCAAUUCUCACUGUUGGCAUCAAUGUGAUCAACUAUGUCAAAAAUUGGCCUGGCCACGAACUGCACGUGAAUGUUGCAGAUGUAUUGAGGGACGACGGCACAAUGACUGACAUGGUUAAGAUGUUUUUGCAAUGUGGGAAGAUUCCACUGGACCAGGCAAUCGUUUUGGCAUUUGACAAAACACUAGUGUGUUCCUACCUGUGCAACAACACCAACUUCAUGGGCUCGACGUUGUGCAAGAUAGGCGCCGUGGACAAGGUCAUAGACAUGAUCAGCGACGAGAAGCUGGCCAAACAGGUUCUUAAUGUUUGGAGUAAGCACAGUGCGGAGUCUGACAUUGAAUUUUUCAUGGGGCAAGUCCACAGCCUGAUGGGAGGACAGGCCUUGGGAGGGAACAGAGGUUCCAAAGUCAGGGCCCGGCGGAGUGCGGAAACCCAAUCACUGAGCAUCGAUGAAGAACUAUUCUUGAACGUUGGGAAAGUGGUGCUGCGGGUCUUGAAGAUGGUCCCAGAUGCGAACAUGGUGGUGAAAAACAUUCUGAAAAUCGGCUACUGGACAAUGAACACUGCAACAUCUGGCCUGAAUUUUGCCAAAGGCAUGCUGCAGGGAGGAUGGGUGGAUGCAGAACAACUGGAUGUAAUUGGAGAAGUUAUGGACGUGUUUCUCAAGGUGCUGAUGGAUAAACCUGUAACAUGUGAGGACGUAAUGGCUCCUUUAGAAGACCUGUUGGCGGCCCACAACAUGACCAUGGAGUUCAAGCUCAUCUGCCAGGACCCUUCAAAUGUGCUGCAUUUUCUACUGGAAGACUGGGAGCAUGUACUUGCCCUGAUAAAUAACAUCACAAUGGAGGAAGACGAUGACACGGGCGUAUCCCUCCCCAUGAUUCUCUCUGCGUGGCACAAGCUGUAUGCAGGUGCAUCUGAGACUGUAUGGUUCCUGUCUAACUUGGUCACAGAGCUGAGUGGGAAUGAGUCCAUGAGCUGGAUCCCAGGAAGCGACGCCACUAUGGCUGACACUCUUCAUCACAGUGUUUUGCAACUUAUGGUGAGUUCUGGACAAAAUCUUGAGCAGAGUGACCAGUGGCCGAUGGUGAAAGACUACUUUCACAUGGCUGACUUGGUUCUGAAGUACGAGCCUGGGGAAACAACACAUCCACCAAACUGUUCCCUUGAUCUUGAGACCAUGGCCGUCCACUGUAACAGUCAUUUGAACUGGCACACUUUCAGCGGUGGAAUUUCACGAGUUCUGAUGUCCCCAAGCCCAGACACGCUAUUGAGUUUGCUCAAAGGAACUGUGGUGCUUCUACAGAACAUCUUUGGUGACACUUUAAGCCAUUUAGCAGCACAAAAACUGCCGCGACAAAUCCCAGGCGGAAAGCUGUUCUCAGACUUCUUGUUGGACCUCAUGGAGAAUGUUCACGACUUGGUCUCCUACAUCGCCAUGAGUACCAACCAAAACACAGCCAACCCACACGUCAUGAUGAAUGUCACGAAAGAGAAGCUUCAGUCCAGUGGUCUGGCCCUGUUUUUCCCUCUGUUCUCUGGCGAAAGGCCUCCUUCUUUCUCUGAUGUUCUGGAGGCGACAGCAAAGUUUGGGAGGCUGAACCAGCGCAUUUUUGAUUUUGAUGAAGCAGAUACUGCAGUGAAGAUGGAGCUGGAGCGGCUGAUGACGAUGUUCCUCUCCCUGGAGGGGAACCUGGGAUUGUCUGUUUCUCACAUGAUGGGAACUUACCUGGUUAAAUAUGGUUUCCACUUGUAUCCUAAUGCAGUUGAGCAUUUAAUAGAAGCCCCUUUAACCAACCAAACCACAGUAGCUAUUUUAGAGACCAUCCUCAAAGCCAUAGAGUCGAUGAGGACUGUGAUAGAUUCCAAGGAUGACAACCCAACUCAAGUGGUCCUCCAUUACAUCAGGCAACUUGAAUGCAUCAUGAUGAAUCUGAUCAAGCUGCGUCAAAUUGAAAAAGCCCCUAACGGAUCAAUGAGUGAGACCGAACUGAACUCCCUCUUGAACAUCUCUCAAUACCUGACUCCCAUGGGCAUGCAGAUGCUCUCUCAAGCCAGGCCAGAUGAUUCACAGAAAAUCAUUUUAGAUCUUCUCCACAAAGUGCUUCCCAAGGUCAUCCAGCAGAGAAUACCUCCCUUAAUCCAGGAUUUCACUGAGCUGCAAUAUCAGUUGACUUCUUGUGAAGAUGUGACAAGAUGUUCUGUCGGAAUCAUGAAAAUCUUCACUCACCUGGAGCAAGUCCUGAACAUGGUCCUUUCUUCCAACAUCACACUCAAAAUCACUGGACCGGACCUGUCUUCUGGUGAGGAAGGAUUCCAAGACAUGGCAGAGCAUCUGUUCUCACUUUGUCUAACACCUGAGGAUCCUAUCUCUGUGGAAACAUUCAAAAAAGUCCUUCAUGCGGUCAAGAUGAUCAAUGCCACGUCAAACGUGUCAUUGUCAGAAAUCCAGCAUGUUCUGCAACAGUUAAAUCUAACAAUGGAAGAGCUGGAAUACCUCACUUCAGUUCUCGGAGAUGUCAAGGUGAACGACCUGAUAGAGAGGGUGAUGCAGACACCGAAUGUUCUCAUGUGCUUUGAAGAGGAUGAGGAUCCCGACAUGAUGAGAAAAUGUGUUGUUGAAAUGAUGGCACAAUAUGCCACUUUCCUGCUAAAGCUACCUGCGCUCUCUGAUCACAAAGCAGUUGUGUUGUCCAUCCCGUCAACCAUCAACCAAACGCUCCUUCAGCUCCUGCACAUGAAUCCCAUCACACAAACCUCACUUGUCCGCACUCUGCACAAAAUCCUCAAUAAUAUCAAGACAAAUCUCCAGCUUUCCAAUAUGUACACACCGGACGUCAAGAGAGAAUUUGAAAUGCUCGAGAAUCUGAUGAAAGUGGCCGGCGACCCCAAACCUCUGCAUCAUAUCCUCAACAUCACCUCAACACCUGACGUCGUGGAUGCCAUGGAGCAAUGGUUGGAGGUUAUUCAGUGGUACCUGAUGAAGCUGGAGAAAGCCACUGCCAGCAGCUCCACUGCUGAACUCCUCCACCCAACUCUCAGCAUCAUACAAAUGAAUGUAGCCCAACAACUGGCACAAUCCCGUUUCAGCAUCUUCGUCAGCAACAAAAUCGAGCACUUGAGAGAAAGUCUGGAGUAUCCUCUGGAUGACGAAGGGGUGCAUAAAAUCGGCCAAACUGCUUUCGCGAUUGUCCAAGGUCUUUUUAACUUCAUCAACGUCAGCCUACAAAACCAGGAUGAGUUUUACCAAACCAACUGGGCAGAACCGCUGUUGAAUUCAACGGCGGAAAUUGAGCACUUCCUUCAUGGGAUGCGUUACUGGUUGCAAAACCCCAAUGUCACGAUGACACUUGCUCAAAUGUUUCAGUGGGAUAACUCCUCAAAUCCAUCCAUGCCUCUGAUGGACAUCAACCAUUUACUGCAGACGAUGGACUUAUUCCUGACCAGUGAGGAUUCUGUAGUUCUUCACCACAUCCUCAACAUCAUUGAAAACCUCAACAGGGCCAUAAUGAUAGCAGACAAUCUCGGUGACCAAGAGAUGGACCAACUUUCGGCUCCUAUCAUGGAAGCACUUAAAAAUGCUUUCCACCUGCUGCCAGCCGUUGACCUCCCACAGCAGAAGAUUAUGGAAAUUGUUCAGCACUCAUUGAAGCUCUUUCUCCUGCCGAACAUGAGCUUUCCAGAGUCCGUCAACACUUGGAUGCACAUUCUCACCAAAGGUGAAGAGCUUGUGGAGGAGACCUUGCCGGAACAUCUUGCUGUUUACCCGAAGGCUCUGAUCAUCGUUGCAAAGACUUAUUUCAAGGGAAUCAAGGAAAACACUGGACCAGACACCAUCAAUAUGUUGAUUUUGGAUGAAAUGAUGGCUGUCAAACGUCUCCUUCCGCCACACAGCGCCGCCCAGGAGGUAGUUUCUGGUCUCAUUAAGGUCUAUGACUCCGUCCUGCAGCCACAGAAAGGAAACAAGUGUCCAUGGGAGCAAUUAAGAAACCUAACAUCACUCAACGUGACAGCCAUAUUUGAGCACGUGGAUGACGUCAUGAAAAUGCUUUGGCCCCUUCUCGGAUUCAACACUACCAUUCCGUUGCAGCUCUCUGACCUCCCACACCAGGAGGUUAUGGAAAUUGUUCAGCACUCAUUGAAGCUCUUUCUCCUGCCGAACAUGACCUUUCCAGAGUCCGUCAACACCUGGAUACACAUUCUCACCAAAGGUGAAGAGCUUGUGGAGGAGACCUUGCCGGAACAUCUUGCUGUUUACCCGAAGGCUCUGAUCGUCGUUGCAAAGACUUAUUUCAAGGGAAUCAAGAAAAACACUGGACCCGACACCAUCAAUAUGUUGAUUUUGGAUGAAAUGAUGGCCGUCAAGCGUCUUCUGCCGCCACACUGCGCCGCCCAGGAGGUGGUUUCUGGUCUCAUUAAGAUCCUUCACUUCGUCCUGCAGCCUCAGAAAGGAAACAAGUGUCCAUGGGAGCACUUUAGAAAUCUAACAUCAGACAACAUGACAGCCAUAUUUGAACACAUGGAUGACUUCAUGGAAAUGCUUUGGCCCCAUCUUGGAUUCAACACUGCCCUUCCAUUACAGCUCUCUGACCUCUCUGAGUUUAUUCCCAUCAUUGAACAAAUGCUGAAGGGCGAGGUUGACCACGAGACAUGGGAGGAACUGGAAGACGUGCUGGAAGUGCUGCUUUCCACCUUCCUACAGCCAGAGCACUGGCACAACGCAUCAUUUGUUGUGCACCAGUUCAGAAAAGUGGCGGAGCGUCUGCUCAAGAACAUGCAAGCUGAGAAUGACAUGAUUCAAAGCCUACAGAUGCCUGUGAUGAUGCUUAUAAAAGAAGUGGCACAUUCUUUGAACUCCAGCCAUUUAAUGUUCUCAGACUUCUCAGGGAAGAUGAGGAAGGCCAUCGAGCAGACGCUGGAGGCAGCGCAGCAGACAAACAGGACUUUGGAGUGCAGUGAAGCGGUGAAAAUAUGGGAGCCAGUGGGUUUAAACCACAGCGGCCUGGCUAUGUGGUGCGAGACAUACCUGCAGAAUGUUCUAGAAGCCUAUGAAGAAUCAGAUACUGUGUACAGCGGGCUAGGCAUGAAGAACAUGGAUGAGAAACCGAUGACUGCCGGCCGUAUGGCGUCGACCAUUGUCAACGGCCUUCACUCUCUUUACCAAGUCAACAUGAACCGCUCUGCUUUGUCAGAGCGGUUCAUCGCAGCUGUCAGUUUUGAGCUCUCUACACUGAUGGGCAAACCUAUGAGCCCCAGUGCACAACGGCACUUGUAUGAACAGCUCCAGGAAAUGUUGCCGCAAGAGAGUUUGUUUGCCGUGGAAAUGAUCUUCGCUGAGCUGGUGUCCAUGGCUCCGAUGUACGAGCCGCACUUCAAGGCGGUGCAGAAGGCCCUGGACCACAUCCUUAAAAAUGGUCAGCUCAUGCAAAACGGGAGCCUGUCUGAAGACCUUCUUGAAGAGGCUGUUAUGAUCUUACUUCACUCCGCCAACAUCACCGCGGAGGACUUGAUGCCCCUGUGGGACAAGUUGCAGGCAAACCACACAGAUUCGUACAUGCAGAUCAUCAGAACUGUGAUGAAACUGAUGAUGGAUCUGGGCUUGUUCAAGGAUGUGCCGAUGGGUGAGAAGCAGAUACACAAAUUUUUGGGAUCCGCCACCACAAAAAGGAUGAUAAAGAAUGCGUUGGAGAUGGUUUCGUGGUGGAUGACCACAGAAGACUUUGGACUGGAUCUGUUGAUGGAUGCCGUGCCCAAAAUGUUUGACAUCAUUAAACAGUUCUUCUCAGCUCUCAGUGAGAUGGGCAUGGAUGUCCCCUGCUUGGAAAUGUAUAGCCCCCUCAUUAAAAAUACAGUUGCAGUGCUGAGGCAGUUGAUCAGAACCAGCAGUCUUCUGGAUAUGAUGGAGCAGAGUAUGCAUCCACAGCAAGAGGCAGCGAGUACAGACGUUCAACAGUUCUGGCGACAACACAAAGAGCCACCAAAGUAUCCUAGGGUCCCAAUGGACGACUUCAUUGACCUAUUUUCCAUCAACUACAAGCAUUUGUUUGAAGCUCUCAGUGUCCCUCCAACCACGGGUGAAAUGAUCGAAACUGUUCAUAAGUUCUUUGCACAUCCAGACCUGACUAUUGUGAUGAACGGCUUAUUAAGAGAAGUCUCCUGGGACAUGAGCCCACCAACAGAAAUGACCAUCAACGCUUCCAUCGGCGUCAUCUCCUACCUCACCAGUUCGGAUAUGACUGAAGUGUCAUUUUUGCAUCCCUUACUGAAAGCUAUGGAAAUGCUGCCUGAUGAACUUCCAUUUGCUCCGAGUCUCAGAUAUGUGGCUGCUCUUCUUGCCAGUGAAGCUCAUGAGAUCCAGGCGAUCAUGAAGACAAUAAUGGAGUUCCUGGAGAUGGGCAUGGCUGACCCAAAUCCCUCGCAGAUUUGGGACAAAAUCACCGCACAGGUGUGCAUGCUGGAGAAAAAAGAGUCGGUGCAGGACGUGAUGUCUUCUUUAUCCCUGGAGCCCGGACUUGUGUGUGAGGUUGUGCUGCCGGUGCUACAGAUGAUGAUCAAAAUCAGGAGCAUAAAUACAUCUGAGCUCAUGGAGGCCUUGUUCGAGACUGUCAUCGGGGACCCUGCCACCUAUAAAGUCGAAGCAAACUGGACUUCUGUGAUCAGCCAAAGUAUGGGUUUCAACCACUCCAACUUUUUUGGCUUCAACGCAACAUCCCAGACUACAAUAAGUGUUGGCGGGUUGAUGAAAAAUGAGAGCGCUUUCAUUGACGACAUCAACAAGUACAUCGAUCUCCCUCCGGCUGCUCUUCGUGUGCUGACGACAACAAAGCUACCCAGAAACAAUGUCCAGAUCCUUGGUUGGUUGGUCAACCUUCGUCACUGCCCCGCCGGAGAAGACUUGAAAAUGGAGGAGAAGGAUAGAGCCCUGUUUACAUGCUUUUGCAAUAUGAACGUGGGCGAGUGGUACAGCUUCACAAUGGUGAUGGCUCAUCACGUGGACUUGGAGAAAUUCGUCUACAGAAUGGUUUUGUCUGAGGACAUGCAGAACAUGGUGACAGUCAUGCUGAAGGUGGUUGACAUGAUUGUGAAGAUGAUGGACGAGAUAAUGCCCUCUGUCAAUGAGCUGCAUAGUUACCUGAUCUCUUUGAAAGACCUCAACCUGGGCCCCCAAUUUCAUCAGAUGUCCAGACGGGAGAGGCGGGACAUUUCUGCCCAGGCCACCUUCGUCACCCUCUCACGGGCGUUGUGCCGCCAUGGAAUCGUGGCUCUGAUGGGGAUUUCUAAACUCCCUAUGAGUUCACACUCCCAAUGGUUGAGCAGCCAAGAGAAGGAAGAGCUGAUCGACAGGUUCAAGAUCCCACGAAACGCCACUCCGUACUGCACCAACAUGUACUUGGAGAUGGUCGGUACUACCGGAGGAGCCAUCGCGUGGGCCUUCCUCAAGCCAAUGCUGAUGGGGGAGAUCCUGUACACCCCAGACACGCCUGUCACCAGAGCCAUAAUGCAGAAGUCCAACAGCACUCUGCAUGAAUUUGCAAACCUGAGAAAGUACUCUGAGGAGUGGAUUGAGUCAUCCAACUACAUCCUGAAGUCUGCCAAACUUCUCAGUCAGACUCUGCCGUUGCUGCAGAAUUCUCUGGGGAACAGGUUUGUGAAGAACUUUAUUGAGAUGCAGACUGACAUUGAUGUAGGCAGAAUGAAGGAAACGCUCAACAGCUUCUCCAACCUGACAAAGAUGCUGGAGGAGAACAAAGAGAUGGUGAAUCAGGUCACUGCCCUGUCCACCCUGAUGGUCAACAUCUCCUCCUGCAUAACGUUUGAUCGCUACCGAGGCUACGACUCUGAGGAGCAGCUGGACGCCAAGGCUCAGGAGCUCGCGAAGGACCGAAGACUCUUUGGAAGUGUCAUUUUUAAACUGCCUAAAAACGGUGACUCUUCUGCCACACUGCCGCCCAAAGUCCCCUACACCAUCCGUAUGCACAUGGACAACGUGAUGCGCACAGACAGAACUCGGAGGCCUUUCUAUUCCAAAGAACGGCACCUGACCUCCUCGAUGUCCUAUCGCUACAACCGGGGCUUCGUGUACCUGCAGGAGAACAUUGAACGUGCCAUCAUUGAGACCCACACUGGACAGAGAGUGACGGAUCCUGCCGUGCAAAUUCAGCCUUUCCCAUAUCCUUGUCAUUUCCGUGAUGAAUACCUGGAGGCCAUCUCUUUUGUCUUCCCGCUCAUGCUGAUGAUCGCCUGGAUUCUGUUCGUGGCGGAUUUUGUGAGGAAGUUGGUUUAUGAAAAAGAGCUGCGACUGCAUGAGUACAUGAAGAUGAUGGGGGUGAAUCCUCUCAGCCACUUCUUCGCUUGGUUCCUGGAGUGUGCGGCUUACCUGGUCUUCACCAUCAUCAUCCUCACUCUGGUGUUGAAACACAGCGGCAUCCUCUCCAACAGUGACGGGUUCCUCCUCUUCCUGUUCCUCUGUGACUACGGUCUGAGCAUCGUGGCCUUCAGCUACCUGGUCAGCUCUUUCUUUGACCGGAACUACAUCGCCGGUCUCAGUGGAAGCCUGCUCUACAUCCUCGCCUUCUUCCCUUACAUUGUGGUCAUGGCCCUGGAGGGCAAGCUCACCUUCUCCCAAAAGAGCCUCAUGAGUAUAUUUUCCCCCACCUGCUUCAGUUACGCCAGCCAGUAUAUGACUCGCUUUGAAGCGCAAGGAGACGGGAUUCAGUGGAGCAACUCCUACACUUCCCCCAUCGCCGGAGAUGAUUCCUCCUUCGGCUGGCUGUGCUGGCUGAUGCUCAUUGACUCCGUCCUCUACUUCACCAUAGGGGCCUACAUCCGUGCUGUGUUUCCUGGAGCUUAUGGCAUCCCUGCGCCGUGGUACUUCCCCUUCCAAAAGUCUUUCUGGACCGGCAUGUUCUGCAGCUCGCCGUCACAAAAGAAAGGCUCAAGCGGUCUCCUCUUCUUCAACAUCAUGCAGGAGAACCAUUCCGUCCUCUCGGAUACUAAAGGGAAAGGCCAAAGCUCUCUUUCCACCCAAGAAGGUGGAGAUUUCUCUCAUCUCCCUGUGGGCGUCACCCUCCACGGUCUCACCAAAGCCUAUGGCGACCGAGUGGCCCUUGAAAACCUCAACCUUACCUUCUAUGAGGGUCAUGUGACGUCCCUCUUGGGUCACAACGGAGCCGGCAAAACCACCACCAUGUCUCUCCUCACUGGUCUGUUCGCCCCCUCCGCUGGCUCUAUUCAAGUCUACGGCAAAGACAUGCAGUCCAAUCUGGAUGAAGUUCGGCAAGACCUGGGCGUGUGCAUGCAGUAUGAUGUCCUGUUUUCCCACAUGACCACAAAGGAACACCUCCUGCUGUAUGGCCAGAUUAAAGCGCCCCAGUGGUCUAAACGAGAACUGCGUGAGCAAGUGAGAACGAUCCUGGAGGAGACAGGCAUGUACGCUCACAGACACAAGAAGGUUGGCACCCUGUCGGGCGGGAUGAAGCGCAAGCUGUCAAUCUCCAUCGCCUUCAUUGGGGGCUCCCGCUUGGUUGUGCUGGAUGAACCCACCACAGGAGUUGAUCCUUGUUCCAGACGCAGCAUAUGGGAAAUUGUAAUCCAGCAUAAGAAAAACCGCACCAUCAUCAUGUCCAGCCACCACCUGGAUGAGGCCGAAAUCCUCAGUGACAGGAUCGCCUUCCUGGAGAGGGGAGGUCUGAAGUGCUGUGGGACCCCCUACUACUUGAAAGACAAGCUGGGACACGGCUACAAACUCACUCUCACGAAGAAGGUCCAGAGCUUCGAGUCCCAGUCCUUCGACAGUGCGGAGAUAAAGAGCUUUAUCCAAGCCCACGUUCCUGAAGCCCAUCUAGUGGAGUCGCAGGGGGGCGAUUUGGUCUAUUCACUGCCCCCCUUCACCUCAGCAAACUCCUCGUCGUACCGCUCACUUCUGACUGCGCUGGACGCCAAUCUGGAUUCCCUGCAUCUGGGCGGCUACGGCAUCUCUGACACAACCUUGGAGGAGGUUUUCCUGCAGCUGACUGAGGGAACCGCAGAUUUGACGUCGGAGGACACAUUACUGACCGUCUCUGAGUCCAUGUCAGACACUGGAUCCAUCAACAGUUUUCCCGAAGAGCUCAGUGGAAACUUCUCCAGCUACAAUGCCAAACUGACUGGCUCAUCAACUGAGUCUGGCCUUUACCUGGCCUGGCAACAGAUGUCCGCCAUGAUAAUCAAGAGGAUCCAUCACUCCCGCCGCGACCUGAAAGGCCUUCUGACUCAGGUUCUGCUCCCUAUUUUGUUCGUGGUGUUCGCAAUGGGAUUGGCCACCAUCAAAAGCGACCUGCGGCACUAUCCCGAGAUGGAGCUGAGCCCCGCUCUCUACAACAUCGGACCAAGCUACACCUUCUUCAGAAACCAGGAUCCAAACUCCACACGGCUGGUCGACACCAUGAUGUCGUACCCUGGGAUUGAUAACGCAUGCCUGUCCAAGACCAGCAACCCAUCGUGCACUCAAGCCUCAAGUGCAUGGACUUCUUCAGGGAGCGGAGCCAAAACAUAUCGUGAAUGUAAAUGUGCCCGUGGGGAACAGGUCUGCGAUAACGACAAUUUCGUGCCUCCGCAUACGAAGCUGCCGUCGUCUCAGGUUGCUUACAACGUGACUGGUUUUGACGUUGAGAAGUACCUAGUGGGGACAACCAAUGACUACAUCAGAAACAGGUACGGCGGGUUUGAUUUUGGCAUGAGCCUCCCUCCUGACUUGCAGAUGGAUCUGAGAGGCGUCCCUGCAAACCGCACUCUAUCAAAGGUUUGGUUCAACCCUGAAGGGCACCACACUAUGCCAGCAUACUUGAACAGCCUGAACAACUUGAUCCUCCGUGCCAAUCUUCCUGCAGACAAGGAUCCACGUGAAUAUGCCAUCUCUGUUUCCAGUCAUCCCUACUUCGGCCGACCGGACGACGAGGACGCCAUUGUCCAAGGAAUGCUGCGGAUCAUGGUCGUGAUGUGCGUUCUGACUGGUUACGCGCUCACGACGGCCAGUUUUGCCAUCUACGAAGUCAACGAGCAUCACACCGGAGCCAAGAGGUUGCAGCACAUUGCCGGUAUCAGUGAACCCUUCUACUGGGCCGUUAACUUCCUUUACGACAUGUUCAUAUACAUGAUCCCCGUCGUCUUGACCGUCGCCGUGUUCGCGGCCUUCCAGGUCCCGGCGUUUACAGAUCGCCAAAAUCUGGCUGCCAUCACUCUGCUUCUGGUGCUGUUUGGAUUCGCCACCUUCCCCUGGAUGUACCUGGUAUCUGGCCUGUUCAAAGGAUCCGAGAUGGCCUUCAUCACCUACGUCUGCAUCAACCUGUUUAUCACGAUCAACACCAUCAUGCCGACCUCCAUAGUCUACUUUUUGGCAGAGCUUUCGAAAAAGAACACAGAGGACAUAAUGGAAAUCUUCAACAAGCUCUGCAACGCGUUCCUAAUCUUCCCUCAGUUCAGCUUCGGGAAUGGAUUGAUGCACUUGGCAAGGAUGAAUAUCCAGGUCCAGAUCCUCAGCGGAUACGGCAUCGAUGCCUAUCAGAGCCCUUUCUCUUCUGAUACUUUCCGCUGGAUGUUCAUCUCCUUGUUCAUCCAAGGCCUCUUCUUCUUCACUCUCCGCCUCUUGGUGAACAAGUCUUUGAUCCGCAAAGUCCGACGACUUGUGGUACGCAAGAGACCUCUGGCAAGCACAGAUCACGAGGAAGAGGAUGAGGAUGUGACGGCCGAACGCAUGCGUGUGGCGAGUGGGGCGGCGGAUUCGGACAUCCUGCAGGUCAACCAGCUCUCAAAGGUCUAUCAGCACUUCAACAAGAAGAAAGUCCACGCAGUCAAGAAGCUCUCGGUCGGCAUUCCUGCAGGAGAGUGUUUUGGUCUGCUGGGAGAGAAUGGAGCUGGUAAAACCACCACUUUUAAGAUGCUGACUGGUGAUGUGAGCCCCACUGAUGGAACUGCACAGAUCAAGGACCAGGACGGGAGGCUGGUAGACAUCAUGGAAUGCCGAGACAGGGGAAUAAACAUCGGAUACUGUCCCCAGGUGGAUGCACUGGACAGUCUGCUGACAGGAGAAGAGCAUUUGUACUUUUAUGCUCGCAUUCGUGGGAUCUCAAAGAGGAAUAUAGACGGGGUGGUGAACUACCUGCUCAAACGUCUGGGCCUCAACUCCUACCGCAGCAUCAUCACCGACGGCUACAGCUGUGGGACUCGCAGGAAGCUCUCCACGGCGAUGGCUCUUGUCGGACACCCUCAAAUCUUGCUUCUGGAUGAGCCCAGCUCAGGCAUGGACCCGAGGACCAAACGACACUUGUGGAAAGUCAUCUCAGAAGAAGUUAAAGGGAAGAGUGCCGUGGUGCUCACGUCUCACAGCAUGGAGGAGUGUGAGGCGCUGUGCAGCCGCCUUGCCAUCAUGGUGAAAGGUCAGUUCCGCUGCCUGGGCUCCCUGCAGCACAUUAAGAACAGGUUCGGUAGCGGGUUCACCGUGAAGAUGUACUUGGCUGAGGCACCCGGUGAUGUAGAGGCAAUCACUGGCUUCAUGCAGAGGCGCUUCCCCAGCACUUAUCUCAAGGAUCAGCACUCGUCAAUGGUGGAGUACCACGUCCCAGUUGCACCAGGAGGGGUGGCUGACAUCUUCGACCAGCUGGAGUCAAACAAAAAUGCUCUGCAGAUCAAACACUUCUCCGUGAGCCAGACCACACUGGACGAGGUCUUUAUCAACUUUGCCACGGGAAACAUCGGAAUGGACACAAUCGAUGAGGAAAACGAAUCAGACCUGGGCGCUGUUAAAUCGAUAGAUAUGUUGAAAUAAAAACAUGGCUUAUUCUC